AUGGAAGAAAAACCAGAUGUACACAUAGUUGCCAGAGUUGAUCGUCGCAAACUUGAUCUCAUACAAAGCCACAUUGCUUCUGACUUACCCCGAUCCAAGUCGGACUUCCUGUUAGUCUACACCACGAAGCCUAUCGAAGAGAUCUUCAAGUUCGGCCUUCGAGGAAGCGACAUCCAAGAUAUCCGUCCCGAACCCGACAAAGUGGACCCCGCCUUACCAGAAGAUUGGGGUUUCACCUCCACAACCUCAGACGGAAUCUGCAAAUAUUGCCAACUUGUCUUACACCCAAAUGCACCCUCUCUCGUACAGCAUCAUCCGAACUUACAGCAACUGGUUAAUUGGAGCGAUACUUGCAUCUGCUGCAAAUGGCUCAAUAUGAGCAUUAAAAGUGGCUCUCCUAGUCUUGUCGCCCUUUAUGAAGAGGAAGAUCUUGCUUUGCGAGAUGAGAAUAGUACUUCAUGUCCUCUUACUGUCGAGCUGAUCCAACAUGAGAAGUCCACUCGAGCAUUGUGCUGGGUUGGGGAUAGGGACCUUUAUCGGAAUUGUGGUGCGGCGUUGACAAUCACGACACCCAAUCGCCUGGGCGACCUCGCUUCCCGCCGAUUUUGGAUCCAUCCUGAUGAGUUGGAUGAAUCUAAACCUCGCCAACGGCAAGAUUUGAUUAAGAAUUGGAUGAGCGAGUGUGACGACCAUGAAAUUUGCAAAGCGUGUUUACCAGACACCCGAUCGUUGCCCCUUCCAAAUCGAGUGCUGGACUUGACAGGCAGUUUAGAUCUACCCAUGUCUGGAGAUGAUAUUGUCGUCAGAUUAAGGGAAACCAAUAAAGAUGAAGUCGGUACCUACACUACGCUGAGCUAUUGCUGGGGCAGUGAUAGUAAGCAGAAUUUCAUGACGACACAUGCGACUUGGGAGGAUCAUAAAUCAGGCAUUCCAUUCUUUUCUCUGCCACUUACUCAUCGCGAGGCCAUCCUUACCACACUACAUCUUGGCAUUCGAUAUAUCUGGAUCGACUCACUCUGCAUUAUCCAAGACUCCCAUGAGGAUUGGCAAAUUGAAUCUGCCAAAAUGGGCUCGGUUUACUCAAAUGCCCACAUUACCUUUGCAGCAACAUCAUCGUCCUCGCCUGAUGGGGGCCUCCAUACGCCAUUCACAGGAGCCAGGACGGUCGAUAUACAUGGAGAGCUCACCUACAUUCGUUUCGAGUCACAUCUCACCAUUGAUGCAUCGUCCGAGCCUCUCAACACCCGCAGUUGGACAUUACAAGAAGCCGUUCUCCCAUCACGACUCGUCUGUUUCGGUCAAGAGCAAUGGCUUUGGAAAUGUCCCAGUCGUUACGCCACUGAAGACGGGUUAAUUGACGGUCCCAGAUAUAUCGACAAUGGACUUCCGCAGUGGCCUGCUUUGACACACGAGGGACCGGGCGAGGAUGGUAAGAACUAUCUCAGGAAUUGGUAUCGUCUCAUCACCAACUACUCGAAACGCGAUUUGACCUACGAGAGUGAUAAGCAGAAUGCGAUUGCUGGGUUGGUCGAUAUGUUUCAAAAGCAAACUGGGUAUACGUACUUAGCCGGUCUAUGGCAAGAGGAUUUGGCAGCUGGACUGACUUGGGAAGCUACCAAAAGAGGCAUUAUUCGACAAAGCUCAAAUGCGCCUUCGUGGUCCUGGCUUUCCGUGAAAGGGCCCAUCAAAGGAUUGGAUUACAAAACUCCUACGACGCCAAUGAUAGAAUUGAUUGAGGUUAACCGAGCCUCGAACAUCAGCUUGACGGUCAAGGGCAAGAUUCUUCGCGCAACUCUGGGCCAGCGUUCCGUCACACAGGAGUCUCGACAUUACAUAGUUGCUGAGCCAAACAGCAGCGACAUUCUAGGCGAGGCAUUUCUAGAUACUCGCCUUCCUGAUGACCUUGAGAUGAUGGAUAUCACAUGUCUUUUUGUCCUUCAAAUGGACGGAGAUAAAGAAUAUUUCGUUCUCAUCUUAUCUGGUGACAAGAAGGAACAUGGAAGACUGGGCAUUGGUGUUGUUUGGAAAUCCUACGAGGAUCCAGAAAUGGGGUCUGAUGUGCUGGAGAGAGCUGGAGAGGGAACUGUCACGCUAGUAUAG
This is a messenger RNA of Fusarium coffeatum, 2100 nucleotides long. RefSeq lists its product as uncharacterized. The record is from RefSeq and is a predicted model, not a curated record. The coding region runs from base 1 to 2100 and encodes 699 amino acids. The transcript is spliced from 2 exons. NCBI's taxonomy places the organism in Eukaryota, Fungi, Ascomycota, Sordariomycetes, Hypocreales, Nectriaceae.